AUGGUAAACAAAGUCUUCCAGUCUCAGAUAGGCCGAAAUCUGGAGGUAUACGUGGACGACAUGAUUGCAAAGAGCAAGCAAGCAUCUGAACAUGCUGCAGACCUCCGAGAAACAUUCACAACCCUCCGGAGACACCAAAUGCGACUCAAUCCAGAUAAAUGCGUGUUUGGAGUUACUGGAGGAAAGUGCUUUGGUUUCCUUGUUGACGAAAGAGGGAUAGAGGCAAACCCCGACAAAAUUAAGGCAAUCCAAGAUAUGAAGUCCCCCAGAUCCGUAAAAGAAGUGCAGAAACUAACAGGGUGCCUAGCAGCCUUAGGGAGAUUUCUAUCCAAAUCCGCGGACAAAUGCUCCCCCUUCUUCAAAACCCUAAAGCAAAGCAAGUUCGAAUGGACGAGAGAAGCAGAAGAAUCAUUCCAGGAGUUGAAGGAACACUUGUCUACCUUGCCGAAAUUAGUAUCGCUCAUCAAAGGGGAGAAGCUAGUCCUAUAUGUCUCUAUCUCCGAAUACUCGUUAUCCGGAGUACUAGUGGCGGAAAGAGAAAAGAAACAGCUUCCAAUAUACUAUGUGAGUCAUGCAUUCCGGGGCUCAGAGGGGAACUACUGCGAAGUGGAAAAGAUUCUGGAAGGGAAAAAUAAGUCAAGCCGCGUUACAGAUUGGGCAAACCAGCUAGCAGAUUUCGGAAUCGAGUAUGAGCCCCGUACAGCAGUCAAAGCCCAGGCUCUGGCCGACUUCAUUGCCGAAAAUACUCUUCCCCAUCAUCCUGAACCCAAUCAAGAUUGGAAGUUGUAUGUAGAUGGGUCCUCGACACAUUUAGCAAGUGGGGUUGGACUCCUCAUUGAAUCGUCCGCCGGGGUCCGUAUGGAAAGGGCGGUAAGAUUCGAGUUCACGGCGUCCAACAAUGAGGCUGAAUAUGAAGCAUUAUUGAUGGGGCUGAAAAUCUGCUACGAGGCAGGGGGUAAAAUAUUGUCCGCAUUUUCUGACUCCCAACUAAUAGUUGGACAAGUAAAUGGAGAAUUUGAGGCCAAAGAUGAAAGCAUGAAAAUGUACUUACAGCAAGUAAAGGAAUUUGUUCAGAAAUUCGACAAAUUCACUUUAGUCCAUAUCCCAAGAUCCCAAAAUGCACAAGCCGAUUCCUUGGCAAAGCUGGCUAGCUCAGCCGAAACAUCCCCGGCUCGCGACAUCAUCUGGGAAGUACUUCCAAACCCUAGUAUCAAUCUCCUGGUCAGCACCAUUGAUAGAUCAGAAAUAUGGAUGGAUCCCUACAUCAAGUUCUUGCAGAAUCAGACGCUUCCCCAAGAUGAAAAUCAGGCAAGAAUGGUCCAGAAAAAGGCCAGAUGGUUCGAACUCCACGAAGGAACGCUCUAUAAAAAGUCAUAUACACAUCCCCUUCUGAAAUGUGUUUCUCCUGAAGAAGGAAACUACAUCCUUCGCGAAAUACACGAAGGCGGAUGUGGUAUACAUCAAGGAGCGCGAACUGUUGUAGGAAAGGUUCUCAGAAGCGGAUAUUAUUGGCCCUCACUCAGGAAUGACGCGGAAACCUUAAUCAAAAGAUGUCCUGAAUGUCAAUACCACUCAAAGAUUAGAAGGAAGCCAUCAAAUUACUUGACCGCCAUGCAAGCCGUCCUGCCUUUUGACAAAUGGGGCAUGGAUCUCCUCGGCCCCUUCCCACCUGCCAAGGGCCAAAGAAAGUUCAUCAUUGUGGCUAUCGAUUACUUCACCAAGUAUGUGGAAGCAGAGGCUCUUAGCUCCAUCACAGACAAGCAAGUCUGUCAGUUUAUAUGGCGAAAUAUUAUCACAAGAUACAGCAUCCCUCGUGUGAUCAUAACAGACAAUGGAAGGCAAUUUGUUAGCAAGAACACCAUCGAGUACUGCAACAGGUUCAACAUCCAAAUCAGGUUCAGUUCUGUAUCUCGACCUCAAACUAACGGGCAAGUUGAGUCCGCAAACAAGGAAAUUCUCAACGGUAUCAAAAAGAAGAUAGAGGGGUGGAAAUGGGCGUACCCUCUACACGGGUCACCUACUACUCACACGCCGAGAAUGAGGAAGGAAAAAGAACAAACCUAG
Amaranthus tricolor (Joseph's coat) is the source of this 2064-nucleotide messenger RNA. RefSeq lists its product as uncharacterized. The coding region runs from base 1 to 2064 and encodes 687 amino acids. The transcript has 3 exons. Lineage: Eukaryota; Viridiplantae; Streptophyta; Magnoliopsida; Caryophyllales; Amaranthaceae. Gene Ontology annotation, molecular function: RNA-DNA hybrid ribonuclease activity; nucleic acid binding. The record is from RefSeq and is a predicted model, not a curated record. Gene Ontology annotation, biological process: DNA integration.